AUGGAGGGGCUGGACAUUGUCCGAAAACUCUCAACCGCCAAAGGUCAGUUCAAAUAUAUAAUUGUAGCCAUCGAUUACGACAGCAAAUGGAUUGAGGCUGAACCAUUAACGGCCCUCACAACCACUAAGGUAGAAUCUGCCAACAAAAUCAUCAAGAAGCUGCUAAAAAAGAAGUUGGAAGACAAGAAAGGCCUGUGGGCUGAAAAACUCCCGGAAGUUCUUUGGGCCAUCCGAACAAUUCCAACAUCUGCCAACGGCGAAACUCCAUUUUGCAUGAUGUUUGGCAUAGAAGCAGUCCUCCCUAUUGAGGUAACCCAACCAACAGCUAGGAUUGAUGGAUACGACGCCAUGACAAAUGUUACUGGCGUCAAUCUUGACAAGGACCUAUUGGAGGAAAAACAAGACAGAGCCCACCUACACAACUUGCAGAACAAGCAGCGGGUGUCGCGUUUUUACGACAACCGUGUAAAAGCCAGAAACCUACAACUUGGAGACUGGGUCAUGAAAGAGGUCAUACUACCUCCAAAGGCACUUCGCCCAACCUGGGAAAGACCUUAUCAAAUCGUUGAAGUAGUAAGCCCCGGCACAUUCUACUUGAAAAGCAAGGAGGACGUCACAUCCACACAUCCGUGGAACACUCAACAUCUCCGCUACUACUAUAAGUAG
Messenger RNA from Rosa chinensis, 666 nucleotides. RefSeq lists its product as uncharacterized. The transcript is spliced from 3 exons. Lineage: Eukaryota; Viridiplantae; Streptophyta; Magnoliopsida; Rosales; Rosaceae. Gene Ontology annotation, molecular function: nucleic acid binding. The record is from RefSeq and is a predicted model, not a curated record. Bases 1 to 666 code for a protein of 221 amino acids.